AUGACAAAAUAUGAUGAAAAGGUAGAUAUCUUCAAACGCAAGAUUAUACGUCGCAUACUUGGUCCAAUUAGAGAAGGGGACGGCACCUAUUGGCUGAGAUUUAAUGACGAAUGUGUUUUGUUUGAUACAUUGCAUUCUGAUGAGGACGAUCAACCAUGGAACGUAACCAUACAUUUUUCUAAAUGUCCUAAUGAUACUUUAGUUAAACUAUCAACUAGAGAUGAAUUAGAAGCGCAUUUUAUGUCGUGUCUAAAAGAAGCUGAUGUUCUUAAACAUCGCGGUCAAAUAAUUUCUACGAUGCAAAAAAAAGAUCAUAAUCAACUUUGGCUUGGACUAACUAAUGACAAAUUUGAUCAAUUUUGGGCAAUAAAUAGAAGACUUAUGGAAGCUAACAGUGAACAGGAAACAUUUAAACAUGUUCCAAUACGAUUUUACGAAAAGUGGAUAUAA
Molecule: messenger RNA, 450 nt
Organism: Teleopsis dalmanni
Lineage: Eukaryota; Metazoa; Arthropoda; Insecta; Diptera; Diopsidae
Product: autophagy protein 5-like
Exons: 4
Coding region: 1-450 (149 amino acids)
Biological process (GO): autophagosome assembly; cellular response to nitrogen starvation; autophagy of mitochondrion
Cellular component (GO): phagophore assembly site membrane; cytoplasm; Atg12-Atg5-Atg16 complex
Source: RefSeq, a predicted model, not a curated record